AUGGGCACCAUCGAUGUCAUUCGCGUCCCUUUGGAAGUUGGUGUUCGAUUCGUUGCCAAACUUCUACUCCGCGAAGAAGCGGCAUUCCCUCAAUCAGUUUUGGGAGAGCCUCCCAUUUGCGAAGAGUCAACUCAUCCAUUUGUGAAGUGUGAGGAAGAAGCGGUAGCUUGGGGAGAAAAACGAUUGGCACUUGCACAGAAACACGGAAAGAUAUCGCCCUCCUCGACAGUGGCUGAAGUGAAAGAGGUAGUGUUGAUCCGUAAACAACUCGCCGAAAACUUGGAAUACUAUGACGACCCACCUUCUUUCAAAAUGGGCCGCUGGAUCUGA
Messenger RNA from Mollisia scopiformis, 330 nucleotides. RefSeq lists its product as uncharacterized. The record is from RefSeq and is a predicted model, not a curated record. The coding region runs from base 1 to 330 and encodes 109 amino acids. Lineage: Eukaryota; Fungi; Ascomycota; Leotiomycetes; Helotiales; Mollisiaceae. The transcript has a single exon.